Molecule: messenger RNA, 1128 nt
Organism: Gasterosteus aculeatus aculeatus (three-spined stickleback)
Lineage: Eukaryota; Metazoa; Chordata; Actinopteri; Perciformes; Gasterosteidae
Gene: nat9
Product: N-acetyltransferase 9
Molecular function (GO): N-acetyltransferase activity
Source: RefSeq, a predicted model, not a curated record
GCCGCAGUUCAAGCCGCCGAGUGUUGAAGCGGAAGUGAAAGACAGAGUCGACAUCGUGGACGUGGAGAUGAUUAGAAUGUCUUUUUUUCUGGGUUUGAUCUGGUUUUAACACCAUGAAGAUUAAUGAGAACACUUUGCUGGAGGGCAACAAAGUCGUGUUGGUCCCUUACAACGCAGAGCACGUGCCCAGGUAUCACGAGUGGAUGAAGUCUCCUGAGCUGCAGCAGCUGACCGCCUCCGAGCCGCUGACCCUGGAACAGGAGUACGACAUGCAGAGGAGCUGGAGGGAAGACGACGACAAGUGCACUUUCAUCAUCUUGGAUAAGCAGCGUUGGGCAGACAGCCGUGUGGACGAGGAGCAGUGCAUGGUGGGAGAUGUCAACAUCUUUCUGACGGACCCCACGGACCCGACCCUGGCCGAGCUGGAGAUCAUGAUAGCAGAGCCCGGUCACCGUGGCAAAGGCAUCGGGAAGGAGGUGACGCGCAUGAUGAUGAGCUACGGAGUCGCCAAGCUCGGGGUCCAGAAAUUUGAGGCGAAAAUUGGGCUGAACAACAAGGUCAGCAUCGCCAUGUUCAAGAAACUCCACUUCCAGGAGGUGUCUGUGUGCCAGGUGUUCAGAGAGGUGACCCUCCGGGCGACGGUGGACGAGUCCGUCCGGGCGACGCUGCUGGAGGACUUUGCCCACGUGGAGGAGCGGGACUACGGACAGACACGCAGCGGCAGGCGGGGACACGUCUCACGGCGAGGAGCACAGAAGACUUCCAGCUGCGGCGCAGAGCCUCCUUCUCUUAGCUGAAAACCAGCGUGUGCUUGUGUGUUUUCUGGUAGUGUUUGAGAUACUCCUGAAUGUGAGACGGUUCUGGGAAAGCGCUUCACAAGACUCGCCCUGGUUCCGCCUCCAGAGCGUCGAUGUGAGGGGGCAGUGAUGCCGGGUGGCCCGGCCCGGCUUCCUGUUCCUCCCCCGCAAAAAGGUUGUUGCGGUCGGUGCUGAUCAGGACCUUGUAAAAGUUGUACUUGGAAUUUUUUCUUUUCCAUUUCAGUAGUAUCACUUAUUUUCCAUACGAGAGCUCGUUGAACGACGUUGACUAAAACGUGUAAGUGCUAAAUAAAUAAUGGAGGUAUCGGAA